GGAUUUUCUCCGCUUGCACUCGAAUGCGUCUCAGCAAACUGCAGCGUGCAGGGCGAGCUGCGCGGUAUUUGGCGUUGAUUAAUAGUUAUCCCUUCAAAAUAAUGAAAAUGUGGAAGAGCGAGCAGGGCUUGUUGGCAGACUGGUAGCCGGUGAAUGGAGGUCACAGCAGACACCGAGUGAGACACAGAGGAGGAGAGGGAGGACGGACAGCGGCUAUCCGCCUUCAAAAAUGGCGUCUCCGGAGGAAAAUGAGUAAAAAAUAUUUAAACGCGGCCUAUUUCUUUACACUUCCUCGUUCGGCUUUUAUGUAUAUUUUUCGUGUUCUUGCGUCACCCUUUGAGGUGUGAACGACCCAGUUUCUGCUUUUACUCGGGUGGCCUUCGGAGAAAAGAGGGGAGCGAGUAUUUUGGGGGGAAUAAAAGCAGCCCCGUUUUAUUUUGAUGCGUCGUUGCUGACAGCUAGCAUCUGCUGCUAGCCCCACACAGCUCCGCUCCGGAGGGGGGUGGGAACCAUUUGCAUGCGAAGAGAGAGCAAGAGGGGAGAAAAAGAGAUUUUCAAAUUGGGGAUUUUCUUUUUGCUCGUCCAUGGGGAAUGGUUGCUACCAACGUGGCCCCGUCGAUUGCUAUCUUUUCUAGAGCUAGCAUCAGCGUAGCCAAAACUAGCCUGAAGAAAGGGGAGGAGAGACGGUGGAAAAAGGACGCGUUCAAGUCAAAUGUUUAAAAGCAAUUCGCCCAUUAGAGAGCAAAUCCGCGGCAUCUUCAUCAUGACCGUGACUGGUUUCAGACCGAGGAAAUGAUAAAGGCACAGGAAAAGGUGAAAGACUGGCUUUUUUUGGAGGUGGUUGGAUUGUAACCCCGUAGACCCCCCUCUUUUUUCAUCCAGCUUUCUCCUCCUCCCCACCAUUUCUCUUUCAAUAUGCUGUUUUCCACUCCUGAGGACUUGCUUAUGAAACCGGGGAAAAUAGCUUGAAAGCGAGAACGUGGAAAGACUGGAUAUUUUUUCGUGCCCUGCUACGUUCUCGUCGCUUUCACUGUAACCGCUCCUAAAUGGAUAGAAAUUACCCGGGAACAGGAUUUGGUGAUUUGGGCGCAGGAGCAGGAUGGAGUUACGACAGAACGGCAAAAAGUCUGGUUUAUGGGAGUUCCAGAUCAUCCCACCCUGACUCCGAGCUCCUUCACAGACAAGCCUACUCCACCCCACACCCUCUGCAGGGCUAUGCCACCAAUCACCACCCAGGGAGCUCUGGCCAAGGCGGGGCUUGGGGAGCAGCUGGACGGAGUUUGGGUCUUUCUGGGCUGUUUGACACUGGCCUGCACCACGCCAGCCCCUCCGCUCCCGACGCCUCGGUCAUGAACCUGAUCUCAGCUCUGGAGUCCCGAGGUCCCCAGCCUCCGCCCUCCGCCUCCUCGCUCCUCUCUCAGUUCCGCACACCAUCCUGGCAGACAGCGAUGCACACGCCUGCUCCUCCUGAACUGUUCAUCUCUGGAGCCCUCCCUGGCUCUGGAUCCUUCCCUUCCUCUUCAGCUCUUUCAGCCUAUCAACAUCCAGCAUCCUUCUCCAGUCGCUCUUUCCCCACAGCUUCCCUUUCCCUCCAGGAAACGCCCACAUUUAGCCCCACCUCCAAUGGUCUGCUCUCCCCCCACGACCCUCUUAUACACAUCAAAGCGCCGUCCCAGUCCAGCCUGGGUUUUGAUAGACUCCUAUCGUCACAAGGUGCCGCUGCCGCCGCCGCCUACAGGGGCAGCCAGGACCCCACAGGCGCUUCGUCGGCCCAGGCAUCUUCUGCCAGGCACCUGCAGUCGCACCAGUUCAAUCUGCUAUCAUCUCAGCUUCAAGACCAGUCCUCCCAGCUGUACAACCCGUCCGUGUUCUCCUCAGCCCAGCCCCAACCUCAAUCCCAGUCGCAGUCAAACUCGGCUCAGGAAAGAGCCAUGCCCCGACAGGACAGCGUCAUCAAGCACUACCAGCGGCCCACGCCUGCUCAGUCGCAGCUCUCCUCCUCGGCUGCUCACUCUCUCCAGCACUAUCUCAGCUGUGGAGGAGCGGGCUACCAACAGAUCGCCACCCACCACAGGCAUGCUGGCCUUCCCUGCAGCCCGCUGGGUGACCAGAGCCCUUCCUCCGACCACAAGCCUGCCCCUCGCACUGAACAAUAUCGACCCAUCAUUCAGCCUCCCUACACCUCAUCUUCCUCUUCUUCUUCUUCCUCUGCUGGAAAGGGUACAAAAAGUAGUUCAAGUAGUGGUUAUUCUUCAGGAAGUUCUGCGUCGUCAUCAAGGACUCCUCAUACGCCCCCCUCGGCUUCCUCAACCUCCUCCUCCUCAUCCUCUUCUUCUGCAACGUCAGGAGCUCAUCCUUCAAACUCGAUUCCAACGUCUAGCUCCAGCGCUGCUCCAUCUCGACAGCAGCCGCCCCCUCAACCUGCUCCGCCUCCCCCUACUCCUCAGCAGCAGCCUCCCUCCACCUCCACUUCAGCUCCCCAAUCUCUCCCCAAGUCUUGCUUGUCUGGUUACGGCUCCCCAGUGCCCCCUGUAAAGACCCCCACCUCUGCUCUUACUGGUCAGACUCCACCUCAACAACAAACUCAGUCAUAUUCUCCCAAUCAGCCCCCUACAUCCCACCUGGCACAGUCCUAUGGAGGCUUCAACUCACCACAAGCCCAAGACUUGAGCUCUGGUACGGCUGGAAAAGGUUACGGAAGUUUAGGUGGGAGGAGCCAUUCGUAUUCCACUGAUUUGUAUGGAGCUGAUUCUGCUUAUGGAUCACUGCCCUCCUCUUUAGGUGGAGCGGGCAGCCCAUCACUUGGUUACGGAGCUCCAGGUCACUCACCUGCCCUUCUAAGGUCAAGUGGUUCCUCAGGUAGUGGAGCAUCUGGGGGAGGAAGCAGCAGCGGCGCAGGGAGCGGGAACUCCGGAUCUGGAGGAGCAACGGGAAACAGUAUGACCAGCGAGAGAGGUGGAGGAGGCAGCGGGGGAGGUUCCUAUCAUAUUCCCGACUCUAGCCCCUCUCCAUCGGGCAACUCGGGCAUAAUCCGGCCGGGUCUGCACUCCCCAGUGCCCACCUGUCCCACUCAGUCUCCAGGAGGCGCUGGCUCAAAUAAAUACAUUCCCUCUGUUCUCUCUCCUACUUUUCUCGCAUCGCCCCAGGCAUACCCUGAUACCAGAGGCCCUUCCUCCCAACCCCAGUCGUAUCAUUCCAAUACCUCCAAAGCAAAACCGGACGGGUCUAUGAUGGGCGUGGGCUCUCAGAGAUCCCAGGAGGAAGUGGACGACGACGACGAGUUCUUGAUUCAGCAUCUGCUGCAAGCCCAAGCAAGCCCAGCUCCUCAGGCUGCUCAUCACCACGCUCAGCAACAGCCUCAGCAGGCGUCUCAGCAAACGCAACCGCAGCCACAAUCCGUACCCCCGACCAGCGAUUCGGGCAAAGGGAUGAGUUAUGACAUGGGCAAGACCCCUGAGGAGAGGUACCACCCCCAGAGUGUUAUACGCACGCACAGUGCGACGUCUUCUGCCGGGGUGGGGAAUACAGGUUCUGGAGGGUCCAUUUCUGGACUUGACAACCAGCUAGAGAUGUCACUAAAGAAGCAGCAGCAUCAACACCAUCAUCAACCGCAACAAAGGAGCGACCGAUCUGUUGGGGGCAGCAGAAACGGCAAUGGAAGAGGCAGCGCCGAGCAAGUGCACUCGCACCUCCAUCAUCAUGACGGCCUCGGUUCUGUUGUCCACUAUGGCCGGGGCGACCCCUACACCCAACACUCUCUUGCCGCCCAACACUCCUCCCACAGUCAGCACGUGUCCUCGCAUUCUCAGAUGCCGCCUCACCAGAUGGAACUCCAGAAGAAGCCGCAGGAGCGUGCGGAAAUCCCGUAUCCUCGGAAAACGCCGGAGCUACAACAGCAGCACUCGCAGUCCCAAACCGCUGUGUCCCUCAUGGACUCCCCCACAGACCAGUCCCGUCAGCCGCCACACUUGCUGCAGUCGGUGCUAUCCCACACCACCCGCAACAAGCUGGAGCCCCAUCAGCCGCACCACAAGAUGGACUCCCACCGCCAACACCAACAGCACCACAAAAUGGAUCCCCUCCCCCCGCAUCAACAUUCUAAAAUGGACUCCCACCCUCAGCAUCAGCAGCACCAGAAAAUGGACUCCCAUCAGCACCCACAGCACCACAAAAUAGACUCUCACUCUCAGCACCAACAGCACCAUAAAAUGGACUCCCAUAGCCAACAGCAGCACUCCAUCAGCCAGCAGCAAGCGGUGAUGGAAGGAGCCGGCGGGAGACUGGGCUCCAGUAAACACCAGGCUCAGUCCCAGUCUCAAACCACCCAGCUCCAGCUUCAGCUGCAGUCGCAGGCGUUGGAAGUGGCAGCCGCCCACUACAACCAUGGCGCACAUCAGCAUGACCAGAGCCAGGUCAAGCAGAGCUCCGUGGUCUCCUCCCUGGACAUGCUGGAGCGCUCGCUCUCCCAGACCUCCAGUGCUGAUGUUGGCGUAGCAGAAGACAGGUGUGGAGGACCGGGCAGCGCAGGGCGGAGCGGUGGCGGAGCCGGCGGCAGUGAUCGCCACCGGCAGCCUCAGCAGGAGCCUCAGAGACAGCACCCUCCCCACCAUCAGCCGCAGCAGUCCCACCACUCGGCCCCAGAGCUCCACUCCUUCCUGACAGAGCCUGACAUCGGCUUGUCCACACCGUCUCACAUGCACCACCUGUCGCAGCAUCAUGCACAGCAGCAGCAGACUUCUCAACACCACCUCCCUCACCCUCAGCAGCAACCGCCUCACCCUCACCACAUACCCCCGCCCUCUGGUUCAGCCCAUCCCCAGAAUCAGCCCGACCCCCAGCAACCGCUCCCAAGCCAGCUUGCCUCGCAGCAGAGCCAACUGGACCAGCAGCGCUCCGACCAGCAUCAGUUCGAUACGGUCAGCCCGGUGGAGAAAGCAGACCAGAACCAACAGAGCAACCGCUUCGUUCCGUUAACCUCCAUCUGCUUCCCGGACUCCCUCCUUCAGGAUGAGGACCGCUCCUUCUUCCCAGGGAUGGAAGACAUGUUUUGCGCAGAGGACUACAAGUCGAGCUGUGCCGGCGGCGCUGGUCCAGGUCCGGAGGAGAUGAAUGAAAGCCACCCCGGGCAGGAAGGGAUGGACUCGAUGAAAGCCGGACAGAGUGCCGGAGGAGCUGCGGGCGGUAGCGGACCCGGUUAUGACAUGAUGGGUCACCAUGGUGGUGAUCAGGCGUAUGAACCAUACUGUCACGGCCUGGAGGAACCCAGCAGCAACACCAUGACUCUAGAUCUAGACUCUCUCAAAACCCACGAGCUUCCCUCUACGGUCAACACUGAACAGUUGGGUCUGAUACAGUCCCAGCCUCCAGCCAUGGGGAUGGGCUCCAACCCAGCUGGUCCAAACAACGCCGGAGCAAAGCUCUCCUCUGGUCCUGGAGGAACCGGCUCUGGAGCCGGUUCCGGAGGCCUCCAGUCGCCCAUCUUCUGCUCAUCUCGUCCCAAGAAACUCCUCAAAUCCAGUUCGUUCCAUCUGCUAAAGGAGCGCAGGGACCCCAACACACUACCUAAGAAAAGCUACGCCCAAGAAUAUGAAUUUGAGGAUGACGAAGAUAAAGCUGACCAGCCUGCCGACAUCCGGCUGAACAGCCGCAGGCUACCUGACCUUUUACCAGAUUUAGUCUCCAGUUGCCGAAAGGGAGGAGGCGGCGGAUCACUGAGCCCCUUAAUGGGCGACAUCGAUUUUUACCACGCCUCUGGCUACUCCUCUAUGGGUUCACACUCUAUCCUUCCUCCAGACGGACCCAAGAAGAGAGGCCGAAAGCCCACCAGGCCAAAAAGAGAGGGCCCCCCAAGGCCCAGAGGCAGGCCGCGUAUCCGCCCCAUGCCGGAGCCCUACACCCCACGGGGCAUGAUGGGAGAGAUGGGUGGAUCAGGCGUUGGAGGGGGGUUCAACGUGGAGGGACGGGGUAGAGGUAGAGGGCGUGGAAGCCGAGGAAGAGGAGGAAGGAGGGAGGAUAUGUACAUGGAGAUGAGCGGGAAGGAGCAGGAUCAGAUGCAUUCUCACCACCUGCAGCAGCAGCAGCUCCAUCACCAGCCCCAGCAGCAGCAGCAUGAGCCCAUCCCUCCUCUCAAGAUCAAGUUGCCAGUUGGUACUCUGUCCUCCUCUGACGCCUUGCUGAGAACAGACUCUUUGUCUGGCACCGACCCGGCUUUGUCAGACGGCUCGGUUGGCUCGGCUCCGUCGCUCGGUUUAAGUCCUGGACCUCCCUGCAGCACUGAGAGCACCAGGAGCCAGGACAAGAGCAAACAGAAGAGCCAGAUGAUAAGUGAAGGAGUGGAUGAAGAGGGACUGGAUGAAAGGGGAGAUGAGAAGGACUGCGAGUCCAAAGCUGGCUUUGUGGCUUCGUUCUUGGACUUCCUGAAGACGGGGAAGCGGCCUCCGGGUUUGGACAUCUCACCAGGAAUGGACCACGACAACAGCGAGACGUCGCCCUGUAAAUCCGGGGGUCUGCGCCCACUUUCUCCGGCGCCGCCUCCUCCGCCGCCACCGCCUCCUUUUGGGGACGGCGAGGGGAAUGGCGGGCUUGCUCUCGGCAACUGCUCCAGCCCCAAGCGCUUAGAGGACGAGCUGAAGAGAAACCUGGAGACGCUGCCGUCUUUCUCUUCCGACGAGGAGGAUUCGGUCGGGAAGAACCAGGACCUCCAGAAGAGCAUCUCCUCGGCCAUUUCAGCUCUGUACGACACUCCUCAGCUGACAUCCAACAUCCAGGCUCCUCUACCUCCUCCUCCGCCCCAGCCCCAGGCUCAGACUAUCGAGGCUCCUCUCUCCCCCACCAUGGAGCCUCCCGCGCUGAGCCCACAGCCCACCGUGCAAACCACACACUCCCAGCCCGAGUCUGACGAACCGGACAUCCUUCCUCCAGAAGAUGGGGACAUGGAGGAGGACAAAGAGGACGAGAUGGAAGAGGAACGGAGUACAGGAGAAGAAGAAGAGAGGGAUAUAACGGAGGAAAGGGAACCCCAGCUGGAGACACUGGGUGCUCCUAAACUUGAUGCUCCUCUUCCUGAGAUUCCUCCAGAGCCAGAAACUCCUGAACAAGUGUCUGCCCCUCCAUCUCCUGCUUCAUCCUCCUCUCCCUCUCACUCGCCCCUUCCUCCCCUCUCACUCCCCUCUCCUCAACCUCCUCAAGAGGAGGAGCGGGCCGAUUCCCUGCCUCCAAGCCCCGCCGCUCCCACGUCUCCUUCUCCGCCUCCACCUCCUGAACCAGCCGCUCUCCCUCAGCCGACCACACCGCCUCCAGCUUCUCCUCCUCCUCCUGCUUUGCCUCCUCCAUCCUCGGCCCAGAAGGAGUCCCCCAUGCCGUCGCCGGAGUCUCCUGCGUCCCCCGAAGAGCCUCCGGCCCCUAAGAUCACAUCUCUGCACCUCGCCCAGAAGCAGGAAGAUGCAGCCAUUGUUGGAGAAAGUGAGGAGGAUGAAAGCGAGAGCGGAGGAGAGGGAAUCUUCAGAGAAAGGGACGAGUUCGUGGUGCGGGUGGAGGACAUCCGGACUCUCAAGCUGGCUCUGCAGACGGGCCGCGAGCCGCCGCCCAUCUGGAGGGUGCAGAAAGCGCUGCUGCAGAAGUUCAGCCCAGAGAUCAAAGAUGGCCAGAGGCAGUUCUGCGCCACGAGCAACUAUCUUGGCUACUUUGGAGAUGCUAAGAGACGCUACCAGCGGAUAUAUGUGAAGUUUCUGGAGAACGUUAACAAAAAGGAUUAUGUGAGGGUUUGCUCCCGGAGACCUUGGCGGCGAUCUGCUCCCGGACUCAGGCGACAGUCCCUUCCUAGAAUGGCGUCCCCACCUGCCACCCAGGCACCACCACCACCGCCGCCGCCUCCUCCUCCACCGAGGGCAGCAGAGAAAGAUGAACGAGUGACUCCACCUGUCCAUCAAGAACAAAAAGAGAAAACAUCCAAACCCGCAACCACGACAGAACAUCAAGUGAAGAAGGAGCCUGCAGCCACUGUGCCCAAAGCCAAAGAGAAGGAGUCUGAGAAGGAAAGAGAGAGGGUGAAGCGGGUACAGAUGCAGCAGGAAAAGGCGGAGAAGCGGAUACAGAUGCAGCAGGAAAAGGCGGAGAAGCGGAUACAGAUGCAGCAGGAAAAGGCGGUGAAGAGAGCACAAAUACAGCAGGAAAAGGCAGAGAAGCGGGUGCAUCCGCAGCAAGAAAAGGCGGAGAAGCGGACGCAGCCUCAACAAGAAAAGGCGGAGAAGCGGACGCAGCCUCAACAAGAAAAGGCGGAGAAGCGGACGCAGCCUCAACAGGAAAAGGCGGAGAAGCGGACGCAGCCUCAACAGGAGAGAGCGGAGAAGCGGACGCAGCCUCAACAGGAGAGAGCGGAGAAGCGGAUACAUCCACAGCAGGAGAAAGCGGAGCGGCGAAUACAGCAGCAACAAGAGAAGGUGGAGAAACGAACCGGAGCUGUGGACCGCGGUCGGGCGAAGGAGGAUAAGAAAACCUUGGAGAAGAAGGAGAAGGCCGAGCGACCUCCCAAGUCCAAGUUGACUAAAGUGAAGGCCGAACCUCCACCCAAGAAGAGGAAGAAGUGGCUGAACGUACCCUCAUCCGUACCUUCGUCUUCUGACUCCGACUCCUCUGACGAGGCGGCGAGCGAGAAUGAAAUGCCAGUUAAGGGAGGAGUGGACAACCGGGCCAUGAGGGAGAUGUUCAGGAGCUACGUGGAGAUGCUGGUGAGCACGGCGCUGGACCCAGACAUGAUCCAAGCUCUGGAAGACACAGACGAUGAGCUGUACCUGCCCCCGAUGAGGAAGAUCGACAGCAUCCUGAGCGAACAGAAGAGGAGGUUGUUGAGGAAAGUCAGCAUGAGUUCCCAACACCAGGAUGUUCUGCAUGCUUACCCUCAAAUGAUGACGGACUCUCUGGACACCGUUGUGGUCAGGGUGCGGCUAACCGGCGACGCCUACAACCGAAAGACCCUCAACAGAGUCAAGAAAACCCUGCCUAAACCACAGGACCUUAAGCUGUCGUCUGAGACGUACCGGAUAUACAAUCUCUACCACUCCCUGCAUCACUAUAAGUACCACACCUUCCUGCAGUGCAAGAAAGAGACCAACACCAUCGAGCAGGCGGCCGAGGAUCCGGGCCAAGAGGAAGUGGUGCAGCAGUGCAUGGCCAACCAGAGCUGGCUGGACACCCUCUUCAGCUCCUUCAUCGAGCUGCUCACACUCAGCACCAAAGCCUGAGUUCGCCUCAUGAGGAGACACACAGAGAGCUAAACUUUAAAAAAAAAAGAAGAAAGAAAUAAUAAAUAAAUAAAAUGAGAAUCUGGAGGAAAAGCCCAGAUGAAUCCCGCUGUACAGUCCCCAGACCCUCUUCGAAAAUCUCUUCAGAUCCGAGCAGGAAGUUUUCCAGGCCCUCGACGAACACAAGAGGGCCUGUUGACCCGACCUCGGACGCUGGCCUGUUUUUAUUUUGUCUUGUUGUUGACCAAUCACUAAAGAAAUGUCUUACUUUGUGAGAGUGGGACCCUUCUGGAUGAAAGGAGAGGGGGAACCGGAUCGUUGUUUAAAACAAAAAAAAGAAAAAAAAGAUGGAGAGAGAAACCAGGAGGAGCCGGAAAACCAAGUCGACGGAGGAGAGUCACUGACGUCUUGUUAACUGUGUGUCAUAAAAAGACAAUAGUUCAAAGAGAAACUAUUACCGCUUAGUUUUUACAUAAAUUAUUUUUUUGAAAAGACUAACAUCAGCUGUCGGCUUUUGAGAAGAGAGGAAGGCGGCGGGAGUGCUUUGUGCUUUCUGAGCAGCGCGAUCGCGGAUAGCAACGUGAGAAGUGUUAGGGGGCGCUCUCUGGCCGUCAUGCGCUUACGUGGACGGGCAGCACCAGUCGGCCGUGUGUAAUAUAUGAACGCAUUUUUAUUAUUUAUAUGAGGAGGUUUUUAACUUAAAAACUCUCACACGCGCUGGUUUGCUGCCCCAGACGUUUUAAAUAGCUUUUUAUUUUCCACAGGAUCAGUAUACAAUCAUAACCCACAUAUACGAGUCGUCUUCCCCUCUAUACAGAAGAACAGGCGUCGAGACAGAACUAUUGUAUCAAAUACAGUGGGUGUAAAAUUGAAAAAAAAUGAGGAAAAAAAAAGAAAAAAGAAUGGUAACAUUUAUUUGAAACUUAACAUUGUUGUGCUUCAGUUCAAUCAUCAGUCAUGCAGGUGCAAAGAAAAGAACUAUCCCUUCCCCGUGUGGGAAGGAGGAGUAUAAAUAAGUAAUAUUUAAAGAGGAAAUAGUCAUUUCAUUUUUAUCAUUUUGAUGUCUGUGCAUACUAUGACUUAUUUUGAAAACAAUCUGAUUUUCCAUAAAAAAGGAAAAAAAAAGAUGUGUAAAUACUGUACAGUUCUUGAUGAAACUCUUUGUCCUUCUGUACAUUAACUCUCCUGUAUUUGAAAAACAAAUAAAAUCUACAAAGAACAAA
This is a messenger RNA of Xiphophorus maculatus (southern platyfish), 10462 nucleotides long. It is a transcript of the gene prr12, whose product is annotated as proline rich 12. The transcript is spliced from 15 exons. Bases 1047 to 9239 code for a protein of 2730 amino acids. The record is from RefSeq and is a predicted model, not a curated record. NCBI's taxonomy places the organism in Eukaryota, Metazoa, Chordata, Actinopteri, Cyprinodontiformes, Poeciliidae.